Molecule: messenger RNA, 4073 nt
Organism: Nothobranchius furzeri (turquoise killifish)
Lineage: Eukaryota; Metazoa; Chordata; Actinopteri; Cyprinodontiformes; Nothobranchiidae
Source: RefSeq, a predicted model, not a curated record
GCAUGUCAUGAACAGCUGUUCCAUCAAAUUGUGUGUUUUUCGGACUGAUUUGUGUUGCUAAAAAUUCUGUUAAAAUCUCAACAUUUGCUUUGUAUCAUUUUUCAGAUCAAAGAUAACGGGAUCUGCUUUGCUCAUGCAAAUGAACCAAUUGUUCAUCUGAUAUGAAAACAACAUUACAACGGGGACAUAUUAAUAAUUUAAAAUAAAGACUCAGAUUUGUUGUUGAUGAAAUGAUAAAGGUUCAAUCAAUAGUUGUCUUUUUAUGUUGUACUUUGCCAUAAUAGUUUUAUCUUUUUUUGUGGAGCUGAAAAUUGUUUUGGUUGAAUGUUUAUUACUUAAAAUGAACUAGAUACAAACUUGUUGCAUAGGGAAACAAUCUAGUACUUCUUUACCAAUGUUCUAUUUUCAAUAAUUACGUUUUGAUGUGAAUGAGCAUCUUGUUGGAAUCAUUAUGUUAUUGUGGCUCCUUGUAUCACAUUACUGUUUUUUAACUCUAUCUUUACCAUUAUGUCUGAUUUCUUUGAGAUUUAAGCCUUUAUGGAAUAGAUGUAGUUUAAUUAUUUUGCUAAGUAUGAUUUGUCUGAGCACUCCAUUAUUUGAAUAUUUUAUAAUGAUGAAUCUGAGGUAACUUGUGACUGAGGACAAGGGUUGUUCAAACACUAGCCUUGGUGCUGAAACCUUUUGACAUUUUUUAGGUAGCAGGCAAACAUUUUUCUUAGUGUUGUUUUUACUUAAUGAUGAUGUUAGAACCAUGCCAUCAUACUGUUCAGUUUGAAAUGUUCAAAACGUGUGCUGCCUGCAUGUCACAUCUUCCAUCUACAAUAGUUAAAUGUUGUCCGACUUAAAAAAAAAAGAAUUAGUUUCUUCAUCUAAAUAUUAUUUUAAAUUCAUAAUCAUUAAAUAGCAUAGACGUGUUUCUGAAGUAAAAGUAUAAAACGCAUGGUGGCAGUGUAAAAUACAAUUUCACUCUGAAAAAUCUGCCGGGGUGGAUCUGUGGUUCCACCUCGUUAUUAUUGUCUGGGGUUCGGUGUGUCUCGUCUUUGUGGCUGCUCUGUCCAAAGGAUCGGUUUCUGCUCGCUUUUGGUUAUGGCUUAAUUAAAAAUUGAUGCUUGGAUCUUGCUUUAAUUGAAGAUUUUUUUUUCUCUGUGUGGUGGAUUACUGAUGAAUCUGAGGUGAAUAUGGGACAAAGACGAGGUGAGCCGAAACGGGCGCGAGGAUAUCUGGUUGGAUCCGUUGUCGCGCUGCUUUUGUGGAGCGUCGCCUCUGCGCAGCUGAGGUACUCCAUCUCAGAGGAGGUGAACGAAGGAACUGUGGUGGGAAACAUAGCAAAGGAUCUGGGAUUAGAUAAGAGCUCUCUACGAGACAGGAGGUAUCGGAUUGUUUCCAGUGACGCAGACCCUCUUUUUCAUGUGAGUCAGAAUGACGGAAUCCUCUAUGUGAGCAGAAAGAUAGACAGAGAAAAGGUGUGCGCGCAGAGCGGCGCGUGUUCAAUUAACCUAAAAACCGUGCUGGAAAACCCACUGGAGGUCCACUACGUCCGGGUGGAGGUGAUGGAUGUUAACGAUCAUUCUCCCAGCUUCCAGGAGAAUGAAACCACGCUGGAGAUUUCAGAGUCCGUCUUGCCUGGAGCGCGAUUCCAGCUCCGAGCAGCAGGGGACCCAGAUAGCGGUCAUCUCUCUGUGCAGCAAUAUAAACUCAGCCAAAACGAGCAUUUUCGUUUGGAAAUUAAAGAUAAAGAAGAAGAUGACGGUAAUACACCUAUACUGGUUGUUCAAAAACCGUUAGACAGGGAGACAGCAGGGAGCCACUUAUUGGUUCUGACAGCUUUAGAUGGUGGAAAACCUCCAAAAACCGGUACAAUGAAUAUAAUAAUAAACGUUUUGGACAUUAAUGAUAACGCACCAGUUUUUUCUGAUGACAAUUAUCCCAUUAUGCUGAAUGAAAAUCCCAGAUCAGGAACAAAAGUCACACAAGUGAAUGCAACAGAUCUAGAUGAAGGGACAAACGGAGACGUGGUUUACUCAUUAAGCAAAACUAAUAAACCAUAUAUUCUAAACCUGUUUGAAAUGAAUCCAGUUACAGGUGAACUUUCAGUCAAAGGUUUUAUAGAUUAUGAGGAGAAAGAUAAAUAUCAAAUAGUAAUCCAUGCCUCAGAUAAAGGCAUCGCUCCUCUGACAGCAGAAAAAAGUGUAAGAAUUAAAAUAGUUGAUGUUAAUGAUAAUGCUCCUGAGAUUGAAGUGACCUCAUUUUCUAGCUCCAUCCCUGAAGAUUCCAGACCAGGAACUACUGUUGCUCUGAUCAGUGUAAACGAUCUGGACUCUGGUCUUAAUGGAAAAGUUAUUUGCUCGAUAAAUCAGGAAGUUCCUUUUAGUUUAUCUCCAUCCUUACAAGAUAAAAUGUUUUCAAUUGUCACCAAAUCUCCUUUAGACAGAGAGAAACAGUCUCAUUAUGAUUUGACAAUAACUGCAAAAGAUGCAGGUCAGCCACCAUUAUCAUCUGAAAAGACAAUACGUGUUGUUGUGUCUGAUGUGAAUGACAACAGUCCAGAGUUUACACUGAGUCCAUAUACUUUCUAUAUCACUGAGGGCAACAACCCAGGAGCCUCAGUGUUUUCUGUGAAAGCCUCUGAUGGUGAUGAAGGAGAUAAUGCAGUCAUCUCUUAUCAUAUUGUCAGAGACAGAGACGAACACAGUAAAUUAACUUCAUUUCUAAACAUAAACUCAGAAAAUGGACAAAUAACAGCUCUGAGAAGUUUUGACUUUGAAACUGUGAAAACGUUCCAGUUCCAAGUUGUGGCCUCAGACUCUGGAAGUCCGUCCCUGAGCAGCAACGUGACAGUAAACGUGUUCAUUCUGGAUCAGAACGACAACGCUCCAGUCAUCCUGUAUCCAGUCAGCUCCAACGGUUCUGCUGAAGGUGUGGAGGAGGUUCCCCGCAACGUGAACGCAGGACACUUGGUGACUAAAGUCAGAGCCUAUGAUGCUGAUAUAGGAUAUAAUGGCUGGCUGCUGUUCUCACUGCAGGAAGUGACUGACCACAGUCUGUUUGGUUUGGACCGCUACACAGGACAGAUCAGAACACUUCGCUCAUUCACAGAGACAGACGAGGCUGAGCAUAAACUGCUCAUCCUGGUCAAAGACAAUGGCAACGUUUCACUGUCAGCAACAGCUACUGUCAUUGUCAAAGUGGUGGAGCCCAAAGAGGCUUUUGCAGCUUCUGAUGUGAAGAGUUCAGCCAAAGAUGAUGAGGAGACUGAUGUGACUUUUUACCUGAUGAUCACUUUGGGCUCAGUGUCGGUUCUGUUCCUCAUCAGCAUCAUCGUGCUGAUUGCAAUGCAGUGCUCCAAGUCCACAGAAUAUACUUCUAAAUAUCUCCAAGAGGCUAAAUAUGAUGGGACACUGUGUCACAGCAUCCAGUACAGAUCUGGAGACAAACGCUACAUGUUAGUAGGACCCAGGAUGAGUGUAGGAUCUACUAUAGUACCUGGAAGUCACGCAAACACUCUGGUGCUGCCAGACAGGAGGAACACUUCUGAUGAGGUAAGGCAUUUACUUGAUUUAAAAAGUACAUCACUAUAUCAGAAUUACAUUUAUUUAGAAGCCUGCUUUCUUUCUAUUGGUUCCUAAACAAAUGUUUUCUAAUCUCUAUUGCGUUCCCAUGCUUGGUGUCGCAUGCAUGAUCCGUUGAACCUUUGCAAGACAUUGAUUCUUGAGUUUAGGGCUGAGUUUUAUGUCUGUCCUGUUAUUUACUUUGUACCAGCUUUUGUCUUUGACGUGUGAAGAGUCUAGUUUGUUCUAAUGAGCUUUAUGCUCUAUAGGGACCGCUGCUGUUGUUUAGUGCAGGCCUGUCUAUCUGAAGAUAUUGUUUUGUUUUCAUUUGUGCAGACGUGUCCAAUGUUCAGUUCGUUCAGGCCAUGAAUUAGAAAAUGGUUUAGGUGAGUGUUUCUGAUGUUUCUGCUGUGCUGCAAUGUGGUUGGCUCACUUUGGUAGAUUCAUUUUUAUUAUUGCUGGUUGUGUGAAAGCAGGGACUUUGUGUGGUGCAGAAUUACACAAGUAGUAGCUCUCAGGUUUUGG